AUGGCGAAGAAAAAAUCCAAUAAGGCUGUAACGCAGCCGCAGCCCCAAGCAAAAGCAGCUCAAGAGAAGACAGCAGCGCAGCCACAGGCAAAGACUCAGAUGAAGACAACAACGCCCGGGGGUGUAAAUGUUUUUGAUGCACGGACGGUUAAAAAGAAAAUCCGCCAAGACAAUUCUAGCUAUGCUGCAUUUCUUGAACAGAAUAAGCCGACGCCUACGCCUUGUAUAAAGGAGACGAAGAAGCAAGAAGCCGCAGGACCUAAAAAGGAAAUUAAAAAAGUUGAACAAAAGGAGACGAAGCAGGAAGCCGUGGGACCUAAAAAGGAAAUCAGAAAAGUUGAACAAAAGGAAACGAAGCAGGAAGCCGCAGAACCUAAAAAGGAAAUCAGAAAAGUUGAACAAAAGGAAACGAAGCAGGAAGCCGCAGAACCUAAAAAGGAAAUCAGAAAAGUUGAACAAAAGAAUACCCGUUCCAAUAAUACAUAUACCCCAUCCCCGCUGAAGAAGCCUGAUCACGCCGCAGAAAUCUAUAUUACGCCCAAUAAGUUCACCGAAUACUUUACACGCAAUAGUCCUGACAGCGAAUCAUUGGCAGUUAUACCUACUGCACCCAAAAUUCCGGAUCUAGGACAUCAGAUGCAACUGUUGAACUUGAGCUACGAUGAAUCAAUUAAUAGCCAUGCAUCUCCGCACCUGCGGGAAGUAACCUUGCUGUCUCCUGUUGUGGAGGGGCACGGCAUUAAAAUGCCCCCUCAGUUUGCACUUUUGGGCCAUCAGCCAUCGAUAACGUCUACAGGGAUUCUUAAGCAGCCGUUAUCUACUCUUGUCCUACAGUUCAACGAGUAUAGCUCGAAUAUAAGCUCCCAGCCUAGCGAAAUGGCAUUUCUUUCAUCGAUAAUGCCGGAAUACAGCUCACAGAAGCUGCAAGUUCUGGUAACCGUCCUUGUAUCACCUUCGAAUUUUUAUAAUCUUAAGACCUUAUAUUCUCAAAUUCCAGGUGUCCAAGUUCGUCCAUUCAGACUACAGCCUCGGCAUCUGAAUAUUAGUACAAUGCUCUCACUUAUGUCACUUGGUAAAGGCGACUCAAUGCCUCUAUAUAUGUCCCAAGUGACUAUGCUGCUGCGUGAAAUGGCAAUAAAAAAUGAAGGAAGCUUUGAUUAUCUUGCGUUCCGCGCACGUCUAAACUCCCUCCACUUACAACGAACCCAAACGCCCUUUCUUGACCAGAGGCUUGACUUACUGGACUCGUUCCUCGAUCUCAAGGGUGAAGUUGACGAGGGCCAGUUUGUUAAUAAUGGGAUUACUAUCUUGGACCUUUCCUGUCCUUUCGUGGACCAGAGUACCGCGUGUAUACUGUUCCGCAUCGCUAUUGAUCUUUUCCUCCACGCUUACCCUUCAAGAGGCAAGAUGAUCGUCGCGGACGAGGCGCAUAAGCAGCGUCACUUGGGAGUUCGGCUUAUAAUCUCAACCCAAGAACCCACAAUAUCACCUCGACUAAUUGAUCUAUGUUCGAUGGCAAUAAUCCAUCGAUUUUCUAGCCCUGAGUGGUAUCAAAGUAUUCAGAAUCAUAUCACAAUUGGCCAUACGAAGGAUAACAGUGGAUCGGCGGAUGGCAAGGAUGGUCUCUAUCAGAUAUCUAGUCUUCGCACCGGGGAAGCCUUGGUAUUUGCGCCUUCGGCACACAUCCUUGAUGAAAACCAAUCUCUGAGGGACACCAAACAUAAGGUUUUCAAACUGGCAGUUAGAAAACGAAUAACCUGGGAUGGGGGACAGUCGAUUUUAUGCGUCAACUGA
This is a messenger RNA of Microsporum canis CBS 113480, 1794 nucleotides long. RefSeq lists its product as hypothetical. The record is from RefSeq and is a predicted model, not a curated record. Bases 1 to 1794 code for a protein of 597 amino acids. Lineage: Eukaryota; Fungi; Ascomycota; Eurotiomycetes; Onygenales; Arthrodermataceae. The transcript has 5 exons.